AUGACUGAGGUGGUAGUUAAUAAGCCAGUCUUUCCGAAGACUAGCUGUUCCGUCAAACCAUUUUUCGAUUUCCCAAUCACUGUGAUUCAAAGUCCAGACAUGCCUUCUGCAUCCAAGUACUCCGACAGACAGUUCACGUGGGCCGAGGUCCAAGAUAUCAUUAAAUACAACGAGUUGGAGGUGUUUGCCAGACUGGAGCCUGAAACCGAGAAAUAUCAUGCUUUCAAAAAAUUGUUGAAAGAGCAAAAUACAACAGUUUUCAAGCAUUUGGUGGUUAACUCAUUAAGAUGGAGAACCGCCGAGCAAGUCCGUUCAUUGAAAGAUGCAGAAAUUAGUGUUCCAGCCUCUGGAGAUCCACUUUUCACCAAUGCUUCCGACUUGAAGAUCGUGAAGAACGACUUUCCCUAUUAUUUUGAAGACGACGUGGUUCAUUUAUGCGUUUGGUCGAAAAGACGCAUCGAUUCGGAUCCAAACAGUGCUCUUGGAGAUCUUUCAAGUGAAAUGAGAGAACUCAUCGAGAAGUACGUUCAGAAAACGUUUGUAGACUGGCUCCAGAUCCCCAGAGAGAACUUGGUGUGGUUUCGCAACUGGGAGGCUCUUCAGAGUGUGAAGGAGAUUAGUCAUUUGCAUGUUGUGGUGAAGGGAAUGACUAGUGAGCAGUUGGAGAAAGUCUUGGGAGGACCUGGAGUGCCAUUGACCGAAUAG
This is a messenger RNA of Sungouiella intermedia, 705 nucleotides long. Lineage: Eukaryota; Fungi; Ascomycota; Pichiomycetes; Serinales; Metschnikowiaceae. The record is from the annotation of a GenBank genome assembly.